Racocetra fulgida is the source of this 472-nucleotide messenger RNA. NCBI's taxonomy places the organism in Eukaryota, Fungi, Glomeromycota, Glomeromycetes, Diversisporales, Gigasporaceae. The record is from the annotation of a GenBank genome assembly.
ACUGAGCCUCAAAACAGCAACACUGAAUGGGAAUGCCGAAUUUCCCGUUCUCGCAAGAUGGUUUAUUAUUAUAACCGUGCUACUAAAGAAAGUACUUGGGAACUUCCUCCUGGCGUUGAUCCUAAUACUAUUAAAGGUUAUGGCGAGAAAGUAGAACAACGAGUACAGGCGGUUGAUCCGUUAAGUGGCACAGAACAAAUUAGGGCUAGUCAUUUGUUAGUUAAGCAUGAAGGAAGUAGACGUCCUAGUUCUUGGAAAGAAGUUAAAGAGGCACUUGAAUUAAUUAAAGCCUAUCAAUCUCGAAUCAAAUCUGGAGAAAUUACCCUUGAUGAACUUGCUAGUACGGAAUCUGAUUGUUCAAGUGCUAAGCGUAAUGGUGAUUUAGGAUUUUUUAGUCGAGGACAAAUGCAACCUGCUUUUGAAGAAGCUGCAUUUAAUCUUAAAGUUGGGGAAUUGAGCGAGCCAGUUUGGA